Neopelma chrysocephalum (saffron-crested tyrant-manakin) is the source of this 5943-nucleotide messenger RNA. Its product is annotated as arylamine N-acetyltransferase, pineal gland isozyme NAT-10. Bases 142 to 1014 code for a protein of 290 amino acids. The transcript is spliced from 2 exons. The record is from RefSeq and is a predicted model, not a curated record. Gene Ontology annotation, molecular function: acetyltransferase activity. NCBI's taxonomy places the organism in Eukaryota, Metazoa, Chordata, Aves, Passeriformes, Pipridae.
UUAAGAUUCAGGAGCGAGGGCCAGCAGAGCUUAGAAAGACAACCCUCACAAUCUGUAUCCACUCCUGGCUUCACUGACUGUAACAAACCACCCAGAAACUGAAUACCUCAAUAAAUAAAAAGGGAUCUCUUAAGAGGUGACAUGAACCUUGAAGAGUAUUUUGCAAGAACUGGCUAUAAAGGCUCCCUUGAAAAGCAAGAUUUGGAAACCUUAACUGAUAUAUUCCAGCACCACAUCCGCGCUGUUCCCUUCGAGAACCUCAGCAUCCACUGCGGCGAGAAAAUUACUUUGGAACUGGAGCAUGUUUACAACAAAAUCGUGCAGAGGAAGCGGGGGGGCUGGUGCAUGGAAAACAACCAGCUGCUGGGCUGGGUCCUGAAGAGCCUGGGGUACGACACCAGCUUCCUGGGUGCAUAUGUGUUCAACCCCCACCAAAACACAUAUGCCACCCUCAUGACCCAUCUCCUGGUAAAGGUAGUCAUUGAUGGCAAAGCCUACAUCGUUGAUGGAGGCUUUGGUGUGUCCUAUCAGAUGUGGCAGCCCAUGGAGCUUGUGUCGGGGAAAGACCAGCCCCAGGCUCCCGGCGUCUUCCGCUUCACGGAAAAAAACGCCAUCUGGUACCUUGAGAAAAUGAGACGGAAACAGUGUAUCCCCAACCAGAACUUCUCUAAUUCUGACCUCCUGGAGAAAAAAGAGUGUCGGAAGGUUUAUAUGUUCAGCCUUGAGCCACGGACAGUGGAAGAUUUCCGUUUCCAGUGCACGUACCUUCAGACCUCUCCAGAUUCCCUCUUUACAAAGAAGUCCAUCUGCUCCCUCCAGACCACCGACGGCUUCCGAGCACUAAUUGGGAGGACGUUCACUGAGACCACAUACAACUACAAGGAGAACAUGGAUCUGGUGGAGUUUGUAACUCUCGAAGAUGAAGAGGUGGAAAAAACCCUCAAAGAGAAAUUCAACAUUACCCUAGGUAGAAAACUUGUCCCAAUUAAUGUUAAAGGAUCUUACACAAUCUAGAUGAUCAGGAAAACCUACAACAAUGCUACGUAGGUACAGUACCUUCCACUGUGUGUGCAAUCCCUUCUGCAAGGUCAUGGGAUUCAUUUGCAGGUGACUGAAAGACAUAUACAUUAAUAUGGGAUUAAAGUGAAUUUCACUUUGGGAAAAAUUAGGAAUUUAAGACUCUUGAGUCAGUCAGAUAAAAUUAUUUGCUGUGAGAUGACUGCUGUUCAAUUUUUGGCACAAACGUAGGAUCUGAUUUGAAUCUGGUUAUAAGCUUGGGUAAGAAAUAUGUCUGGGGUAUAUUGGACUGCCUGUAGCACACAAAUAGGAGUAUGGAUUAUUGAUUGUGAUGUGCUGCCAACACAUUUUCUGUGGUUAUUAUAGGGAGACAAGUCAUCUGUGAGCAUUUACACAAUGAAGUACACAUUUAAAACUUCAUUUUUCAUAAGAUGUGACCACUCAUCACUCAUGUCAUUUCUCUACCUUUGUCGUCUUUGAAAGGAGCAUUGGGAGGCAUAAUUCUUUCGCUAUCAUCCUUAGACAAAAUGUAGUACAAAAUGAAAAUUAUCAUCAUGUGCAUCCUUUUGGCCAUUACUGCACUGCACUAAACUACCAAAAAGUAAUUUUUGGUAUGUACAGGUUUUUCUGGUGAUGAAAAUUCUAUAUAUUGCAGUGUUAUUGUGGCUGAUGGGCUCUAAGGAGAUAACUACAAGCUUUGCUUCUGAUAAGUAAUCAUCCUAUAAAUGGCGAUUAAAUGUCACAGCUGGCUUAGAUUUACUUUUGUCCCAAAAGGGGUGGAAAUGUUGUAUUUUUAGCAUUGCGUUUUAUUUGUAUAACAAAGGUAGAACAAUGAAGCUAAGCCCACUAUAUCCUUAAUUCUCUCCUCUCUGUGUAUAGCAAACAUGAGAGUCCAUGUAGUUGUCCUGCCUGGGAACUGCUUAGCACAGGAGCUUAAAUGUCACAAGGGAGUUUGCUCGUCUGUAUCAAAGAGAAAACAAAACCAGGAGCCAGCCAAAUCUAAAAGAAACUCUUUUUUUUUAAUUAUUUCACAAUCAUGUUUCCCCAUUUUUUAAAAAAUAUUGUUCCUCCUACCAUGCUUCUCUGCAUAAAGCCCAAGCAAGGAAACCACUAAGAAAGGGGAAACAUUCUUAAAUACAUAAAAAAAUAGCAGAAGUAGUGAAAAACACUCUUUCUCCCCAGUCUAUGAUAAGCCUGAGUAUUGGUCAAAUGUUGAUUCCUCCCACUGAUAGUGUAUUUUUGCUCAAAGGCAUCACCUGAUCGUUAAUCUCACAAAUGCUGUAAGUGUAUACCAGAAAAUAAAUAAAAGGAAAAUAAAACCAUUAAGAGUUGUUUUAAGUACAGCUGCCCCCAGCUGCAUGACUCCUGCACACACCAUCUGCUAAGUGGGGUCUGUUCACUCCUGAUACCGACCUGCAACCCUUCCCACCUCAAACUUCCUUCAAUCAUUAAGGCUGGAAAAGACCUUUAUGAUCAUCAAGUCCAACCCUCAAACCCAGCACCGGGUUCGCCAUUAAACCCUGAUCUCAAGUGCCACAUCCACCUGUUUUUUGAACUCUUCCAGUGAUGGUGACUCCACCACUUCCCUGGGCAGACUGUUCCAAUCCUUUAGGACUGUGGUGGCAGCUGAUGGCCUGGGUGCACUUGUCGUUGCCCAGAGAUGAGGAACUGAGAGCCAAGCAAGAGGUGACAGGGGACACAGAGAUCUUACUGAGGUGAGAACACAGCUUUUCUAUUAAUAAUGAAACUGUGGGAUUUGCUGGGUAAUUUGUAUUCAUAUUAUUCUCUUAUAUUAAGGUCCCAUUAAGGGGGUUUACCCUUUUCUAAAUGAUUGAUAAUUACGAGGUGUUCCCUGAGACCUCAGGGGACAUUACAAGCUUCGAAACACUCAUUCUAACCGAUGGAAAUUCCCAUCUGCACUCACCCAGGUAACCAAACCAUAUUUCUGGACGCAGUGAACUACAGCUGUUUUCUGGAGCUGCUCCCUCUUGAGGACAGUCAUUAACAGAGUGGUUAUUUUGCCUCCCAGCUUCUCUAGAGGUGUUCCUGCUGUUGCUCCCAGAUAAUUGCUUGGGUUGUGAUAAUACAAAGGUUUCUUGAGCAGAGGUCUGUGGACUCAUAUCAGCAUUUUUAACUGUGCCUCCAAUAACGGGAUUCAACUCCUUCUACUGUUCAGUUCAUAUUAAAAAUCUAUGGUGACUGAAGCUUCAACCCUCUCCUUGAAUCCAUCUGUUGAUAACCACUGUGAGUGGGAUUUCUCCUCUUGAUGUGACAAUUAUAACCAGGUCCUCACUGUGCAACAUCAACUCACACAAAUAAAUGCCAACAUAUACAGCUAAGAAACAGUUUCACAGUUUAACCAAAGCUCCCCAAAAGCUGAGGAAAGCAGGUUAUUGAGGUGUGAAUGCCAAACCAAAAGUGCCUCAAAGGUGUGAGAUGAGAAUGUCAUAAAACUAAAUAAAAACAAACAAACCCGGGGGCCUCAUGCUGGGGUUCCAUUAGCAAGGCAUUAUUGUACAAGCUGAUGUUAUCCCAUCCUGAAAAGAAACACCCAGGUCCUUAAAACAUCAGCUCUCACAGAAACUUGCAUUCACAUUCAGAAGGAACUGUGGGAUGUGUUACAUCCUUCACCACCACUUUGCUUUAUUAACACUCUCUGAGAAGGGUUUAAUAAGAGCCUAAACGAUUUUGCAGUUUUAGUUGUGGACUGUUGUUGAAAUGAAGCAAAACAAAUGCUUAGAAACAUCCCCCGUGCCCCCAGACUUGUCUAAUUCCAAAUACAAUUUAAAAGUAUGGUAUUCCAAUUAAGAGAAAGAUAAGACAAUUUCUUUUCUAAGUCUAAAUGCUGGAUUAAGUCCCAGAAUCCCAGCCCAGCUGCCCAUUACACACACACGCAAUGCCCAGUGGCAAUGACAGCCAUUGUAGCAUUGCAUAAUGGAGUGUUUGAUUAGAAAACAAGACACAGGACACAAGAAACACGGUUCAAACUCCAUGGCACCGCUGAACAUCCUGCCCCUCCCCAAAGAACCAAAGUUUAAUCAGCUCAUGCAUUACUAAAGGGAGGACACAGGAUGGCUCACUUCAGUUGGACUCUGGUCCUGGACUUUUUAAGAUCCAACACUAAGCAGAAUAAAAGCAAAAUGAGAAACAUCAGCAAGAAAGACAAAGUUUUACUGUUCAGUACUUCCAUGAUUCCAACCCCAGAAAUAAACACCGUGAGCCUGCCAAAGGACCAAACUUCACCUGACAAGGGACAGACCUAACACUGUGAGCACCAACGACACCCACACUUUGCUUUGUUCACCCCAACAGGUACCUCGGUGUCACAGGCACAAACACUUCUGGUGCCUGGUAACACCAGCUACAUUUUGCAGGGAGCCACUUUCCUUAAUAAAAAUGCUACUUACCCAACUUUUGUUCUCACUUUUCCUUUAGAAACGUGACCACGUGGGAAGGUUCUACAGCUUAGGAACUCGCACAUGAAAAUGCAUUUGAGUCUGUCAGAGCCAAGAAAGCUGGAAUUACUAUAGGUUCUCUUUAUGAAUAUUUCACUGCUACACUUACAUCUUUAUCAAGAGUACUUGAGCACAGAUUUUGUACAGCAGAAUGUUUCCACCUUGGGUAGGAAGCCAGAGCCAGACUUAUAUAAAUACGUAUAUAUACAUAUUUAUACAAUUGGAAAUGCAGACAGGUAUUUCAGAAGAGCCCAUUAUAAUACACCUGCUUGUAACUUUGGGCAUCUAAAGUACAUUUAAAGUCAUGUAGGGCUGAUUUUUGGUUUUGUCUUGCUCCCAAUAGUGCACUAUGGAUGGUGUUUUUAAAGGCACAUUUUACAAACUCCCCAUGAAUAAAAGAUUGUGCUAAAAAUGAGUAGCUGCUCUUACUGUAGCAUUUCAGUAGCUCACUGAGCCACCAGCUAAAUGUGAACAGCAAAGCACCCAGAUUUAAAGACAAUAAACUGAAAUCUACCAUUUCUUCACAGUUGGUGUUGAACAUUAUUUAGGAAACAGCAGAACUACCUCCCCCUCUCCUGACUCCAAAAUCAUGGAUUUUCUGGGAAGCUGUUUAGCGUUCACUCACGUGCUUAUUCAGGCACCAUGCCACUCACCUUUCCAGCUAUCCCUAGGGAAAUGACAUGAAAUUAAGGACCAACAGAUGGCAGAAUGCCCUUUAACUGCUCAAAAUUACCUCCCAUUGGACUGGACAGGACGCUGCAAUCCAGGAGAGCUCUUUGCACGGAGCCUUGGCAAAGGCAGACUUCACAUGGAAUUCAUCUGAGCCACUAUGGUUAUCAAAAUAAUCCAAAAACUCCUUUAUGUUGCACCACCAGGAACUUCCCCCGUGCACUGUCUCUCAGGACGUGCAAUUGCAGUGACAUCUCCUGGUUGUUGGUGGUUCACUAGAACAUCCUUUACCCCUCAACUAUCCAGCACAGCCAUGCAGAAAUUUGCUCUCCAUUCAAGAAAUGUGCUCUGAGAGAGAGAGGAAUCAUUUUCCUACUAAUAAGCAAGAAAGAAUAAUGGGAUAUAUUCCAAGUUUUUCUUGUGACGACCAACAAUAAAUCAUUUCUUAGCUCAGGUCACAUCUUGCAUGGGAAGAAAAAUGUCUUGCCAUCAUUAACUUCUUUUCAGCUAGCAAUAAUAUAUGAUCAGGUUUUAAGUAAUUGAACCAGUAGCAUUUAAUUAGCUCCGAAAAACUAUCUCAGAUCAUGAAUCACAGCCUUUCCACCUGCAUGAGGUCCCCUUACUAGGUUAAAAGUAUAUUUCUUUUGCCAUGUGUGAUCCAUCUUGAAUAUCUAAUGAGGUGCUCCUGAUAUAUAGAUUAUAGUUUAUAUAUCACAUGCAAAAUACAGCAGGACACAGUGUCUCCUUCCUUAAAUAAUUGAGUUUCACGUCUUGCUUCACUGAGCUGCUAAAAAAAGAAGAA